Anarrhichthys ocellatus (wolf-eel) is the source of this 1087-nucleotide messenger RNA. Its product is annotated as omega-amidase NIT2-like. Gene Ontology annotation, biological process: L-glutamine metabolic process; oxaloacetate metabolic process. The annotation marks the transcript as partial. Gene Ontology annotation, molecular function: omega-amidase activity. The transcript is spliced from 5 exons. The record is from RefSeq and is a predicted model, not a curated record. Lineage: Eukaryota; Metazoa; Chordata; Actinopteri; Perciformes; Anarhichadidae. Gene Ontology annotation, cellular component: mitochondrion.
UGUUCUCCAGGAUCGAUCCCUGAGGAGGACGGAGGGAAGCUGUAUAACAGCUGUACGGUGUUCGGUCCUGAUGGAGAUCUGAUCCUCAAACACAGGAAGAUUCACCUCUUUGACAUCGACGUUCCGGGGAAAAUCCGCUUCCAGGAGUCUGAGACUCUGAGUCCGGGUGACAGUCUGUCCACGUUCGAGACCCCGUUCUGUAAAGUGGGCGUGGGGAUCUGCUACGACAUGAGGUUUGCAGAGCUGGCUCAGCUCUACAGUCGGAGAGGCUGUCAGCUGCUGGUCUACCCCGGAGCCUUCAACAUGACCACGGGACCGGCUCACUGGGAGCUCCUUCAGAGGGGGAGGGCUCUGGAUAACCAGGUGUUCGUGGCCACAGCGUCUCCUGCCCGAGAUGAGGCGUCCUCGUACGUGGCCUGGGGUCACAGCACCGUGGUGAACCCCUGGUACAGAAACACCCACAACAUGUUUCCUCUGACCUUUUCUCCACUCUGCCUCCUCGUCUCCUCUGUCCUCCUGCCUGUUACCCAGAAAUCAUCUUGAAAAUCACAUUUUAAUGCCUCAGUUUGGUUGUUUUUCCUCAUGGAAGCUUUCAUCACACAUGAUGUGUUCACGGACCGUUGGAAAGAUGACAAUCUGAGGAUAAUGUCGUUUUUUUUGCCGAUCAUUUUUAAAAGAAAACAUGCUUUUCAAGUUCAGAGGGUUAACUGAAGUUGCUUUAAAUUGUUGAGGAGAGCAGGCGAGGAAAGGAAUCAAGGAUGUACAAACUGAGAAACGAGAAGAGCCGCGUGUCUGACUGUUAUGUGCGGUGAAGGCAACACAAGUUAGUUUGUGAAUGAAAGGUUUGAAACAAUUCAAACCAAACAGAUGAAGAAAUCUGCUCAAAGUAAAACAGAGUUCACUACGUUCAGAACCGCGCUGGAUGUUUUCUACUCGCAGCAAAUACUUUGACAUACUUUAACGUUAUAAAUAUGAAGUUAUGUAUUAUAAUGUUCCUUUAAGUUGACUAACGGACGUAUUAUCUUCAGGAAUACACAAAAUAUUUAAAGUAAAUUCCUGAGAGAUAAUUAUCACGUACUUUAUUAUU